AUGGUGAAAUGCGACCCUCGCCACGGCAAAUACAUGGAUUGUUGCCUUUUGUAUCGUGGUGAUGUGGUGCCCAAAGAUGUGAAUGCUGCCAUUGCCACCAUCAAGACCAAGCGCACCAUCCAGUUUGUGGACUGGUGCCCCACUGGUUUCAAGGUUGGCAUCAUCUACCAGCCGCCCACUGUAGUUCCCGGUGGAGACCUGGCCAAGGUCCAGAGGGCUGUGUGCAUGCUGAGCAACACCACUGCUAUUGCAGAGGCCUGGGCUCGGCUUGACCACAAGUUUGAUCUGAUGUACGCUAAGCGUGCCUUUGUUCACUGGUAUGUGGGUGAGGGUAUGGAGGAGGGAGAGUUCUCCGAGGCCAGAGAGGACAUGGCAGCUCUGGAGAAGGAUUAUGAGGAGGUUAGAACUGAUUGUGUUGGAGAGGAUGAUGAAGGAGAUGAGUAUUGA
Molecule: messenger RNA, 447 nt
Organism: Chelmon rostratus (copperband butterflyfish)
Lineage: Eukaryota; Metazoa; Chordata; Actinopteri; Chaetodontiformes; Chaetodontidae
Product: tubulin alpha chain
Exons: 1
Coding region: 1-447 (148 amino acids)
Biological process (GO): mitotic cell cycle; microtubule cytoskeleton organization
Cellular component (GO): cytoplasm; microtubule
Molecular function (GO): structural constituent of cytoskeleton; GTP binding
Source: RefSeq, a predicted model, not a curated record